GGGAGAAACAUGGCCGGGAGCAGUGAAGCGGCGCCAGGCCACUGGCGAGGCGUAGUGGUUAUGGACGACUGGCCAGGGUAUGACUUGAAUUUAUUUACAUACCCACAGCACUAUUAUGGAGAUUUGGAAUAUGUCCUCAUACCUCAUGGCAUCAUUGUGGAUCGAUGGAUUCCUUGCAGUGGAAUUCUGAGUUUUAUGGAUAUUAUUGAAUAUGUAGGAUGCUGUGAACUUAGGAUCAUGUAUGUGCUUAAAGGAGGUUACAGGUUUUGUGCGGAUCUUAUAGAACACAGUCAAAGUUCAGAUAGAUAUGUCUCUAUGAAGGUUGAUUUCAUCAGACUAAAACGUUACAGGAACGACCAGUUCAUGGGCGAGAUGCAGAUGAUUGGAGGCUAUGGUCUUUCAAUACUGGCAGGAAAGAAUGUCCUCAUUGUUGAGGAUGUUGUUGAAAUGGGGACCAUGAAACCGCUGCUCGGCAGCAUAGAAAAACACAAGCCCAACAUGAUUCAGGUGGCCAGUUUGUUGGUGAAGAGGACACCUAGAAGUCAUGGCUUUAGACCUGACUAUACUGGAUUUGAGAUUCCAAACUUAUUUGUGGUGGGUUAUGCCUUAGAUUACAAUGAAUACCUCAGAGAUCUGAAUCACAUACGUGUGAUCAAUGAACACGGCAAAGAAAAGUAUUGAGUCUAAAGAAGUAAAUUCUCUCCAGAUAACAUCAUACUUACAACUACAUUCAGGAAGCCACUGUGUGAAGUUUGUCUCCCCAGGCGUCCUCACUCAACAGGGUAGAAAAGAAAAAAAUGUUUUAAUGACAGAGCUUUCUUUUCUGAGAUUAUAACAUAAAGAGCAUCAAAAGUUCUUAAGGAAAAGAAAGCAAUGUUUUCAUUUGACUCGAUCCAAAUUAAACACUCUGCCUUAUGACUCAUGA
This is a messenger RNA of Myotis brandtii (Brandt's bat), 925 nucleotides long. It is a transcript of the gene PRTFDC1, whose product is annotated as phosphoribosyl transferase domain containing 1. Lineage: Eukaryota; Metazoa; Chordata; Mammalia; Chiroptera; Vespertilionidae. The record is from RefSeq and is a predicted model, not a curated record.